AUGGCACUAAUGAAGGUCAAGUUUGACCUGAAGAAGCGGGUGAAACUGGCCCAGUUCGUAUGGCUGAUGUACUGGUUCUCAGUGAUGGCAGGCGUGCUGGUCUUCAGCAUGGGGCUGUUCUUUAAGAUCGAGCUGCGUAAGCGCUCAGAGAUGAUGGACAACAACGAGAGCCACUUCGUUCCUAACCUACUAAUCGGCGUGGGGCUACUGGCCUGUGGGAUCAAUGCCAUGGGAGGCAAGAUCUGCUAUGACUCCCUGGACCCCAGCAAGUUUUCCAGGUGGAAGCCUAUGCUCAAACCCUUCCUAGUCUCCUGUGUGGUUUUCAAUUGUCUCCUGGUGCUGACGGCUCUGCUCUGCUUCCUUAUGAGGAUCCCUCUCCAGUUCACGCUGGCCGAGGGCCUGAAGAACGCCCUGAAGUUCUACAAGGACACAGACACGCCGGGACGCUGCUACAUGAAGAGAACCCUGGACCAGAUGCAGAUGGAGUUCCGUUGCUGCGGCAACAACAAUUUCAGGGACUGGUUCGAGAUCCAGUGGGUCAGCAAUCGCUACUUGGACUUCAGUGCCAAGGAAGUAAAAGAUCGUAUCGGCAGCAACGUGGAUGGGAAGUACCUGAUGGAUGCUGUUCCAUUCAGCUGCUGUAACCCCGGCUCCCCGCGGCCCUGCAUCCAGUACCAGGUGACCAACAACACGGCCCACUACUCCUACGACCACCACACCGAGGACCUGAACAUCUGGAAACGGGGCUGCCGCGACGCUCUGAUUUCCUACUACGGAGGCAUGAUGAACAGCAUAGGAGCCCUGGUGCUGCUGGUCACUAUUCUGGAGGUUAUUGUGAUGAUCGGCCUCCAGUACGUGAAUACCUCCCUGUCUAACCUGGCCAACCCAGAGGACCCAGAGUGUGAGAGCGAAGGCUGGAUCCUGGAGAAGACAGUGAAGGAGACGUUUACUGACAUCAUGGACAAGAUGAAAGCCAUGAGUAAAGGCAAUGCAGUGGACGAGGCUGGAGUGGAAGGUGUCGCCACGGGCAGCUGA
This is a messenger RNA of Oncorhynchus masou masou (cherry salmon), 1035 nucleotides long. RefSeq names its product peripherin 2a (retinal degeneration, slow) (gene prph2a). NCBI's taxonomy places the organism in Eukaryota, Metazoa, Chordata, Actinopteri, Salmoniformes, Salmonidae. The transcript has 3 exons. Gene Ontology annotation, biological process: visual perception. The record is from RefSeq and is a predicted model, not a curated record. The coding region runs from base 1 to 1035 and encodes 344 amino acids. Gene Ontology annotation, cellular component: plasma membrane.